AUGCGCGUCAAGCCCCAAGGGCCGUCCGCGGCGCGCCCGCGCCUCUCGCCCACCAACGUCAACGGUGACCGACCAGGGCCCGACUACUUCGCUCCGCCGACGCCGGCCGUCGAGCGCGGUCCGCCUGUGUGGGGCACGAGCGGCACCAGUGACGGUGGUCCUGUCGCCACAGACGAAAACGGCCAGGCGGCGGGCGGGUUCGAGGGCCGGUCCACUUUCCACCAUGACGCGGUCAGCGGCGGCCAGGCGGGCUUUACGUUCGGCGGCAGCAGCGGCGGCUUCGGUGCAGAGGCCGGCCCCGCCGGCAAGGUGAGCGCGCCAGACGGCUGGGCAGCGUCGGCCCCGCCGUCGUUCGCCCUCUCACCGUCGUCGACCGCGUUCAACGCCAAGUUCAACCACCUCCUCCGAGGGCCGUCGUCCAGUGGCGGCCCGGGCACGCCCCUGCACGCACCCGCGAGCUCGCCCUUCUUUCCCUCAUCCGACACUUACGUCGCGAGCCCCGCGGCGACCGCCACCGCCAACCCGUUCAACCUCGCGGCGCCACCCUCCUCCUCCUCCUCCCCCUCGGCACACCCCGUCCCGCCGACGCCCGGCCCGAGUACGACCGCCGGCAUCUCGUUCCCCUCGAGCUCGGCGACGCCGCCGUCCCUGUCGUUCCCCAUGUCGAUGCCGCCCGGGCGUCGCGUCGCCGGUCGACCCUCUUCGCUCUCGGCGCGGCCCUCGGCGUCGUCCGCCCCGGUCGUCGACUCGUCGCGGUACACCCUCUACAACCCGCAGACGCUCUUCAGCGUCCUCCUGAGCUCGGCGCCGCGAGACGGCGCACCCGAUUCGCCUCCCCUCCUCAUCCUCGACAUUCGCCCGCACACCGCCUACGUCGCCGAGCGGCUCACGGGCGCCAUCAACAUCUGCGUCCCGUCGACGCUCCUCCGCCGUCCGGCGUUCGGCAUCGACCGCGUCGCCGAGGGCCUCUCGCCGGCGGACCAGGCCGUCUUCGAGAAGUGGGCGUCGGCCGCCGCCAUCGUCGUCCUCGACAACGAGUCGACGUCGCUCGUCGAAGGAGGCGGCGUCGUGUCGCUCCUGGCCAAGUUCGACAAGGCCGGCUUCGCGGGCAAGCUCGGGUGGGUCAAGGGCGGCUGGUACGCCGUGAGGACGCAGCUGCGCGGCCUCGCCGCCGACGAGCAGCAGGCCCUCCUCCACUCGGGCCCGGCAGGCGGCUCGCCGUCGUCUGCGCCCGGGACGGGCACGUCGACGCCGCUCGACGGCGCCCCGCAGCAGCGUGGCGCCCUGUCGGCGUCCCUCGCGGCCGACCCGACGUCGUCGCCGAGCGGCGCCAGCGCCGGUGCCGGUUCGAAGAAGCACGGCCGGCCCGUCCUCCAGGUCCGGGACCUGCCCGCCGCCGCCUUCCAGCUCGCGUCGACGUCGGCCUACAUGCACGAGUCGGUGCGAGGCGGCGCGCCGGGCAACCCGGGCGCGCUGCCGACGUCCCGUCGCGGCGUCGACGCCAAGACGACCAGCCCGCCGUCGAGCGAGGGCGAGGGCAGCAUCUCGUCGCUCGCGAGCCAGCGGCCCGACAUGGGCAAGCGUCGCAAGAGCGGCAACGAACCGGGCAAGCGCGACCAGCUGCGCACGAGCGCCAACCCGUUCUUCGACAACAUUCGGCAAAACAGCGAGGCUCUGUCCCUCGAGGGCUCGCUCGCGCACCUCACGCCGGUCGAGCUGCCCAACGUCCCUCCCGCCGUCGCCGGCGCCCUCCCUUCUUACCUCCAAGCCCUCCUUCGCCUCUCGCCCAUGUCGCGUGCCGAUCGUCUCGCGCGACAGUUCUACGAGCUCGAGGUCGCCGAGCGCGAGCGCCUCGAGGGCAUGUUCCGGUUCCACGCGCAGCAGACGGCGCUCGAGGCGGGCGAGGCGGGUUCGGGGCAGAAGGGCGGCGCGCAGGGCGGUGCGGCGGCCAAGAGCGACAGCGAUGGAGAGCACUGGGCCAAGUUCGGCAUCUCGGCAGGCGUCGAGCUCGGCCACCUCAACCGCUUCAAGAACAUCUUCCCGUACGAGCACUCGAGGGUGCGGCUCAAGGAGCACUCGCCGUCGGCGACCGACUACGUCAACGCGUCGCACCUCUUCCUGCGCGGCUCGACCAAGCGCUUCAUCGCGUCGCAAGGCCCGCUCCCGACCACGUUCCGCGACUUUUGGCAAAUGUGCGACCAGGAGCACGUCGGCGUCGUCAUCAUGCUCACCAACCUGCGCGAGGCCGGGCGCGACAAGUGCGGCCGGUACUGGGUCCCGCAGCACGACGGCGAGUGGGACGUGAGCGUCGACGGCGAUGCGGCCCACGAGGAGGAGGACCGCGAGCGGCUCGAGCAGGAGGCGGCGAGCGCAGCGAACGGGCCAGGCGGCGGCUUCUUCGCCGCGUUUGGUACCAAGCCCGAGAACGCCGAGCCGAGCGUCAAGGACUCGACCGUCCGCCGCACGAUCACGGUGCAGCGCCGCCCUCGCGAGCAGGCCGCAUCGUCGUCGUCGUCGUCCGCCUCGUCCGCGCCGCGCAAGAUCCGCCACAUCCAGUACCGCGCGUGGCCCGACUUUGACAUCCCCGCCGAGCCGUCCGACGUCGUGGCGCUCGUCGACGAGGUCGACGCCGCCCAGCGCGACUACAUGCGCGAGAUCGGGUGGGACGUCGCCGACCAUGACGGCCUCGAGCCGCCCAUCCUGGCGCAUUGCUCGGCCGGCGUCGGCCGCACCGGCGUCUUCAUCAUGGUCAGCUCGCUCUUGGCCCAGCUGCGGCGGGACCUUGGCGGCCACCUUCCCUCGUCCUCCGAUGGCGCCGCCGCCGCGACCGGCGACGCGAUGGACAUCGACGCGACGGGCGACUCGGCGGCGUCGUCGUCCGGCGCAGCGACGCCGUCGCGACCGCCUCUUGCCGAGCGACAGUCGGACCCCGAGACGUCGCAGCUCUCGGCGGGCCUCUCUCUGUCGUCUCUCGGAGGCCCACCUGCGUCGCCUGGCCCGCCGCCGCACCCGGUCUUGCCGUCGCUCGACGUGCCCGCCCUCGAGCAGCCCGACCCGGUCUUUGCGGGCGUCAACGAGCUGCGCGAGCAGCGCAUGUCGCUCGUCGCCAACGCGCGCCAGUUCCGCAGCGUGUACGAGUGCCUCCUCGAGGGCGCGGUCCGCCUGCUGAAGAAGCGUGGCACCGCAUCGACUUGAAAAGCGCUCGCCCUCCCUCUCUCUCUUCCCCUGUCCUCACACUUUGCCCCCUUUCUAUGUGCAUCUGCCCUCACUCUUGACUCGUUAUUGCAAAGCAUCAAGCGCUCUCUCCCUCUC
Rhodotorula graminis WP1 is the source of this 3312-nucleotide messenger RNA. RefSeq lists its product as uncharacterized. The record is from RefSeq and is a predicted model, not a curated record. The transcript is spliced from 4 exons. The coding region runs from base 1 to 3195 and encodes 1064 amino acids. Gene Ontology annotation, molecular function: protein tyrosine phosphatase activity. NCBI's taxonomy places the organism in Eukaryota, Fungi, Basidiomycota, Microbotryomycetes, Sporidiobolales, Sporidiobolaceae. Gene Ontology annotation, biological process: protein dephosphorylation.